ACUAUUUCUUCACAAUCCAUUCUCUCUAUACAACAGUUUCCUUUGAUCUUGAAUUUGGUGCUGAGUGAGAGAAUGGCAGGCGGACGACGAGCGUACACAGCGCUGUUUGCGGUUCUGUUGUUGGUUGUUUUGAUCGCGUUAGCGGAUGUAGCUGAGGCUAAGAACAGGCUUCCUCUUAGAGAGUGUAAGCCCAGAUGCAUAUACAGAUGCUCCGCAACAUCACACAAGAAGCCAUGCAUGUUCUUCUGCCAAAAGUGUUGUGCCACAUGCAGGUGUGUGCCACCAGGUGUUUACGGCAACAAACAGAAGUGUGCCUGCUACAACAACUGGAAGACUAAAGAAGGCAGACCCAAGUGUCCUUGAAAGAUCGGAGGGGUUUAACUGACAUUUUUAUAAGUUCAAGGGUCUAAUUGUGAAAGAAACAGUUUGUGUGUUGUUUUUCUUUGAAUUUGAAUAAACUGAAAGUGUACGGAUAACCAAGGGGCAUUUUAGUCAAAGUGUUAUCCAAGAUUUGUUGUUAUUAAUAUGUUUUUGUCAUUUCUGUAUUCGAACAUUUAUGUUUUUCAAAGUAAGUUAAUGUUUAAGUGAUUUUAUUAAUUUAAA
Messenger RNA from Helianthus annuus (common sunflower), 603 nucleotides. Its product is annotated as protein RSI-1. Bases 73 to 363 code for a protein of 96 amino acids. The record is from RefSeq and is a predicted model, not a curated record. The transcript has 3 exons. NCBI's taxonomy places the organism in Eukaryota, Viridiplantae, Streptophyta, Magnoliopsida, Asterales, Asteraceae.